This is a messenger RNA of Balaenoptera acutorostrata (minke whale), 8884 nucleotides long. It is a transcript of the gene ITGB8, whose product is annotated as integrin subunit beta 8. The transcript has 14 exons. Gene Ontology annotation, biological process: cell migration; cell adhesion mediated by integrin; integrin-mediated signaling pathway. NCBI's taxonomy places the organism in Eukaryota, Metazoa, Chordata, Mammalia, Artiodactyla, Balaenopteridae. Gene Ontology annotation, molecular function: integrin binding. Gene Ontology annotation, cellular component: integrin complex; cell surface; focal adhesion. The record is from RefSeq and is a predicted model, not a curated record. The coding region runs from base 1147 to 3450 and encodes 767 amino acids.
AAUGUCCCGCCCACGCUGCUCCGAGCUGUUGCUGCAGCCGGAGCCUCCGCCGCGCCUGCGGGCGGCCGCGGCAAGGAACUCUGUAGCGUGGGGCGGUUUCCUAGCAACUCGCAGCCCGAACGCGCCUAGCUACCCGCACUUUGGGAGCCCCAACCCUCCCUCCCCACCCCAGCCGGGGGCCGGAGCAGGACCAUUCCUCCCCCGCCCCUCGCCAGCCUCGCCUCCUUCUCAUCCUCUCCGGGGUGCAUCCCAGAGCGCGACAGCUGUCCCGGCUCUGGACGUAGGGACGCCUGAGCAGCCCACUGGGGCCAAAAGGACGAGGGCACGAAGCACCCGCCCCCGUGAAGCCAGGCUCCUGCACCCCUGGGGAACCUCUCCUCCUGUGCUCGCGGCCGUGCGCUCCACUCCCGGUCAAGCAGGGAGCUGCGAUGCCUCACUCGGUGUCCGCGGGCGCCGGCGGGGGCUUCUAGGGCGCUCCGGGGCCGCCUCCCCCGGCUGCUGGCACAUCAAGCUUCCUCCCUCGCCAACCAGGACGCUGCCUCUUCGACUUUGCCCGCUGCUCAGCUGACGAGGCUGCAAAGUUGCAAUUAAGUGAAGUUGGCUUCCCUGCCCACCUGUGGAAGAAGCUCGACCUCAUUGAUGCGCCAUCGACUUUUUUCCCCUUCGGCCUCGCCAGCGUCCCCUCCCACAGAUGCAGCAUCACCCACUGAAUGUACAUUAGGCUGGUUUUUCCCCCCAGCUUCGGGCUUUGUUUGGGUUUGAUUGUGUUUGGCUCUUCGCUAAGCUGAUUUAUGCAGCAGAAGCCCCAUCGGCUGGAGAGAGACAAAAGCUCUUUUCUUUGUCCCAGAGCGGGCUGCGGAGCCUUUGCUCGCGUCGCCGCCCCGGGCCAUUGGCCGUCAGAGGAGGUGCUUCUCGCGGAGAUCGCGGGACCAGCCGUGCGGAGCUGGGAGGGCCGCGGGGGCCCUGAAAUGCCGAGCUGUGCCCAGGCCGCCGUACCUGCAUCGUUUGCUCCGAGCCGCGGGGUCCGCCUGCCGGGCCUGCUGGAAACGUCCUAGCAACACUUGGCACUUCGCGCCCGGGAGCGCGAGCGCGCAUCCGGUUAGCAGCCAGGCGGCGGGCGCGGUGCAGUGCGGGCUGCUUUGCAUUAUGUGCCGCUCGGCCCUGGCUUUUUUUACUGCCACAUUAGUCUGCCUGCAAAACUGCAGGCCAGGUCCUGCCCCAUUCCUCCGGGCGGCCUGGGUGUUUUCAGUUGUUCUUGGACUGGGCCAAAGUGAAGACAAUAGAUGUGCAUCUUCGAAUGCAGUGUCCUGCACCAAGUGCCUUGCGCUGGGUCCGGAAUGUGGAUGGUGUGCUCAAGAGGAUUUCAUUUCAGGUGGAUCAAAGAAUGAACGUUGUGAUAUUGUUUCCAAUUUAAUAAACAAAGGCUGCUCAAUUGAUUUGAUAGAAUACCCAUCUGUGCAUGUAACACCAAGUGAAAAUGAAAUCAAUACCCAGGUGACACCAGGAGAAGUGCUGAUUCAGCUACGUCAAGGAGCUGAAGCUAAUUUUAUGCUGAAAAUUCAUCCUCUGAAGAAAUAUCCUGUGGAUCUUUAUUAUCUGGUUGAUGUCUCAGCAUCAAUGCACAAUAAUAUUGAAAAAUUAAAUUCAGUUGGAAAUGAUUUAUCUAGAAAAAUGGCAUUUUUCUCCCAUGACUUCCGCCUUGGAUUUGGCUCAUACGUUGAUAAAACAGUUUCACCAUACAUUAGUAUCCAUCCAGAAAGAAUUCAUAAUCAAUGCAGUGACUACAACUUAGACUGUAUGCCUCCCCAUGGGUAUAUCCAUGUGCUGUCUUUGACGGAGAACAUCACUGAGUUUGAAAAAGCAGUUCACAGACAGAAGAUCUCUGGAAAUAUAGAUACACCUGAAGGAGGUUUUGAUGCUAUGCUUCAGGCAGCUGUCUGUGAGAGUCACAUUGGAUGGCGAAAAGAAGCUAAAAGAUUGCUGCUGGUGAUGACAGAUCAGACAUCUCAUCUUGCUCUAGAUAGCAAAUUGGCAGGCAUAGUGGUGCCAAAUGACGGAAACUGCCAUCUGAAAAACAACGUCUACGUCAGAUCAACGAGCAUGGAACAUCCCUCACUAGGCCAACUUUCAGAAAAGUUAAUAGACAACAACAUUAAUGUCAUAUUUGCAGUUCAAGGAAAACAGUUUCACUGGUAUAAGGAUCUUCUACCCCUCUUGCCUGGCACCAUUGCUGGUGAAAUAGAAUCAAAGGCUGCAAACCUCAAUAAUCUGGUUGUAGAAGCCUAUCAGAAACUCAUUUCAGAAGUGAAAGUUCAGGUGGAAAACCAGAUAAAAGGCAUCUAUUUUAACAUUACUGCCAUCUGUCCAGAUGGGAGCAGAAAGCCAGGCACAGAUGGAUGCGGAAAUGUGACAAGCAAUGACGAAGUUCUUUUCAAUGUAACAGUUACAAUGGAAAAAUGUGAUGUCAUGGAAGGAAAGAGCUAUGCAAUAAUCAAACCUAUUGGUUUCAAUGAAACCACUAAAAUUCAUAUACAUAGAAACUGCAGCUGUCAGUGUGAUGACAGCAGAGGACCUAAAAGAAAGUGUGUAGAAGAAACUUUUCUAGAUGCCAAGUGCUUCCAGUGUGAUGAGAAUCAAUGUCAUUUUGAUGAAGAUCAAUUUCCUUCUGAAAGUUGCAAGUCACACAAGGAUCAACCUGCUUGCAGCGGUAGAGGAGUUUGUAUUUGUGGGAAAUGUUUAUGUCACAAAAUUAAGCUUGGAAAAGUGUAUGGAAAAUACUGUGAAAAAGAUGACUUUUCUUGUCCAUAUCACCAUGGAAAUCUGUGUGCUGGGCAUGGAGAGUGUGAGGCAGGCAAAUGCCAGUGCUUCAGGGGCUGGGAAGGGGAUCGGUGCCAGUGCCCAUCAGCAUCUGCCCAGCACUGUGUCAAUCCAAAAGGCCAAGUGUGUAGUGGAAGAGGCACAUGUGUAUGUGGCAGGUGUGAGUGCACCGAUCCCAGGAGCAUCGGCCGCUUCUGUGAACAUUGUCCCACAUGUCAUACAGCCUGCAAUGAAAACUGGAAUUGUGUGCAAUGCCUUCACCCUCACAAUCUGUCUCAAGCUAUACUUGAUCGGUGUAAAACCUCAUGUACUCUCAAGGAACAGCAUUAUGUGGACCAAACAUCAGAAUGUUUCUCUAGCCCAAGCUAUUUGAGGAUAUUUUUCAUCAUCUUCAUAGUUACAUUCUUGAUUGGGUUGCUUAAAGUCCUUAUUAUUAGACAGGUGAUACUACAAUGGAAUAGUAAUAAAAUUAAGUCCUCGGCAGAUUACAGGGUGUCAGCCUCAAAAAAGGACAAGUUGAUUCUGCAAGGCGUUUGCACAAGAGCAGUAACCUACCGACGUGAGAAACCUGAAGAAAUAAAAAUGGACAUUAGCAAAUUAAACGCUCAUGAAACUUUCAGGUGCAACUUCUAAAAAGAUUAAAAAGUACUUUAUGGGAAACUGGAUUUUUAAUGAUCGCUCCUAAAAAUUAUUAUUAUAAAAUAAUAAUUUUAUAAGUCACAGGAGGAGAUAAAUUUUCUAGAUCAUGCCAGUUGCUGGUUGUCCACUCGAAUGAAGACUGACAAGCAUCCUCAUCAUCAUGUGACUCACACUGCUGCUGAAUUCUUCAGAGAAAAAUGUGUCUUACUACUGUUUGAUACUAGUGUCAUUGUAGCACUUUACUGUAAUAUAUAACUUAUUUAGAUCAGCAUAGAAUGUAGAUCAUCUGAAGAGCACUGAUUACACUUUACAGGUACCCGCCAUUUCUACACUUCCCAGAGAGACAAUGCUGUGAGAUAGUUUUGGCAUUGUGUCACUACAAGGGUACAGUAAUCCCUGCACCAAACAUGCAGAUGAAAAAAUAAUAAGGCAAUUAUACUAAUGUUGCCAAACACUUCAACAAUUGGCAGUGAAUAGACAAGAACAGAUAGAUGAGUAAAUGAUUAGUGUUUCACUCAUUCAAGAGAUGAACAGAUAAAACCUUAACCUUGAGGGAUAUUGCUUUCGAAACUAGUUUUAUGCAUGUGUGUUUGUUUUCUUCUUUUACAAGAUGGAUACUAAUUCUAACAUUCUUUCCUCUUUGCCUUUAUAUUUUGGUUUUCUUUCUUACAGGAUAAGUUUAUAUAAUGUCACAGAUGACUGGAUUAAAUAAGUGCUAAGUUACUACUGCCAUAAAACCUAAUAAUAAUACAACGUCACUUUAUUAGAAUACUUUUAAAAGCUGAACAUUUAAUAAGGGACACUUCAAGUAACAUCAAAAUUUGAACAGCUUCGUUGUGUGCAGAUGUGGAGUUUUAUAUCUUCUUACCUGGUAAACUGGAUGGAUUAUUUCACCAUUUCAUUUGUCUAAUCAUCAGGUUGAAAUUCACGAGAUAUUUAGAAACUCUGCAAAGUUUCUAAGCAAAGCGCCACACUUUUGAGUCUUCUCCAAUAUUUAUUCCAAGUAGAUAAUAGCAUUUUUCAAAUUAAAAGCUAAAUUAAGCUAUAUUCUUUUUGCCCUUCAAUGCAGUCUAAGGACAUUCUUUCUUUGAAUCACCUCAACCCUACUCACCAGAAUUCUAAAAGUACACAAUUGGAGGAGGAUAGACAGUAUCUUAGAAAUAAGCUCAUUCACUCUUGUAGUUAGUCAGAGAACUGAGGCUCAGCAAGUUUAAAUGACUUCUCAAAAACCCCUAAGUGACCAAGUAGCAACAUUCAAAGAGAACUUUUUUCUUAUUGCCAGGCCAGUGUUCAUUGAACCAUGUCAUACUACCUCUUGAUUCUUUAAAAUAAUCAAUUGGCAAGUAUUUUUAGAUGUGAUUUACUGAAGUCUUAAGUAUAAGAAAAUUUCAAAACAAAGCAGAAAAAAGUAAUUCAAACAGAAUUGUCCAUGGUUGGCUUCCAGUCUAUCUGCUAAUCAGCUUCUAAGAGACUGCAAAAUAGCCUAACUAGAGGGAAGUCCAUUCACACCAUAGCCUGUGUGAACGGCGCCCCCUGGAGUUGUGCAGUGCUCAGUGCUCAGCCAGAGAGCUUGAUACAGAGGCCAUGAACUUUUAUCCUCCCCAACAGGAACUUCAUCACAAUUACCAUAUCCUUACAGACUUAUUCAGUCUGAUUUUAUUGGCUAAAAGUCCAACAGUCCUGUAUGCAGUACAGAGCUUUGCCUAUGACAACUAAGGAAUUUAUUUUAAAUUCCUUUAAAAUGUCUUCUUAUAAUCAGCUUCCCAGACUUUCUGUCUUCCAGCACUUGAGUUAAAGUGCCAGAUAUUUGCAUUUCGAUGAAGACUAAAUCCCACUCCAUAUUCUACCCUAAAGAGGAUUUAAAAACAUAUAAUAAGUUGUUCUGCAGCCAACAAACACAGUAACUCCAUCAGCCGUCCCCUGCAGCCAAGCAAUUAUGAUGCUAGGUUGAACUGUAUUUCUUUCCCCAAAUGAGAAAUCAGCGGCAUUGACAUAAUUCAGUACUGUGACUCAGUUGUGUAAAAUACCUUUGAUCACCAAGGAUAAUGCAAAACUUCUUUUUGCAGCAUGCCUGUCACAGCAUCCUUUUUAAAAAAGAAAAUAAAUGGAUACUUGACAGCCCUCAAAAAGGAGAAAGUGGAAAAUAUUCAUUCAUUGAAAUGCUGAAAAUUUUAAAAUUUUAAAACAUUAUGAUGUUCGUAAGCUAAUUUCUAUGAGGGCUGAGUUAUCCAAAAUAGCAUAAUAAAAUGAAAUUCUUAAAAUAAAGGGAUAUAUAUUUUGACACUCUCACUAGUUUGCACUAAUUUAUAGUGGAACAAGGCUCUUCUCAUAGGAAGGGACAAACUUUCUGAUAGGCAGUUCAAUGCUAGAUGAUGACUGCAGUUAUGCUUGUGAUGUCUUGUGCUUUCCUUUUUUACUUAAAGGUCUAAUUCUUAAAAGAUUUUAGAGCUUAUAUUUACUUGAAUAAUUGACAUUUUCCUUGUGAGAAAAGAAUUAAUAUUUGACUAGCUAGAAUUAAUUAAAAGUUAAGGGAAAACAGGGUAUUCUUAGAUUAAAUAAUUUAUGUAAAUAAAGCCUAUUUUCAACUAAUAUGAACACAGGAGCCUUUUGAGAUUCACUGAGAGUAAAUACGAGUUAUGAAACUUUAAAUCAUUAACAAAGUUAAGAACUUCAACAACACUUUUGGUACGACAGCAUUUCUGUGCCCUAAAGUAUUUCAUGAUUUAGAAAUGUGCCAUAUAUGCACUACAAUAUAACUGUAUGCAUUUUACUUCUCUGGGGAUAUCUUUACACUGCAGUGUACAUGCAUGUAUAAGCAUCUGAUAUCUUUUUUUUUUUUGAAAUUUAUUAAUAUUUAUGAAGUCUCAGACAUUCUCUGAAAGACUCAGAAAUUCACUAAAACUCUGAUUAUGUCCUAAAUGUUUAAUUUAGCUUUGCUUUAUAAAGAUAAAAAAAAAAAAUCUAAGGUUAAACAGAAUAGAUUUCUUUGGAGGCAAAUUUUUCAAAAUUCAAAAUUAAAAUUAGUGGAUGCAUCAGAUGCAACACUUCACUAAAGAAUAAACUUCAAAUGUUUUUAAUAUACACAAUCUCUAUUGAAGAUAUUCUUAUGUAUGACAAUGGGCAUCUACAAGAUGUUGAAAUAUGAUUAUGAUGGACUAUGAAAAUUUUUCUCCUUAGAAUUAUGUGCCUUCUGGUACCUGAUAUAGUAAGUUAAACGCAAUGGCUUUUCCUUCCUUUCCUUACUCCUGUUCUUUUCUACUCAUUUUUCCUAAGAGAGUGCCCUAAAACUUCAAGCUCAAUAAGCCUAAUUGGGAAAAAUAACUGACUGUAAUGGUAUAAUGAAGUUCUUCAUUUCCAUACAUCUCUUAAUGAUUUUAAAACUUAUUUGAAUCUAUGCACCUGAACAAACACUCAUUAAAAACUAAGAAUUUUAAAUUUUUACAACUGUUCGACUUCUUUCAAUUUUAAAGGAUUUGAGAUCUAUAUAUUUUAAUAAAAGUAUCAAGUGAAAUACAACCACUUGGGAGUUCAAUCAUGUGCAUAUUAUAUUGUUUUAUUUACUCUUAACAUUUAAUUUACAACUAUCCUUAUUUAUAUCGACCUUAAGAACUCCACUUCAUGCAAUGCAAACUGAGAUAUAUUUUGAAAGAAAUAUAAAACUAGCAUUCUUUCAGAUCAUUUCCCUUUUCUCUUAUAAUUCCUCAAUGGUAAAUUUAUUAUGGGUAACUAAUUAUACGUGUUCAUAUUUCAUUAAUUCUAAGACAUCCACUUUUUAAUUUAACAUCUCUAAAUGUAUCUUGCAGUUGUUGACCUCUUAGAUGCAGUGUUUGAAGUUUUGCUUAAAUAAACAUUAUACUAAUUUAUCUUUAACCAAAUGUUCAUGGGUAUAAGGACAUUCAUUUUUGUAUAAAUAUUUAAUAACACAUUUAUGAUAACAUGUGAAGUCAGUUUUCAGUACAUCUGGAUCACAUACAACUCAACAUGGAGCCUAACCAUCUGAUUAUGAGUUCAGAUCCUGUAGACCUUUAGGUUAUAAAAGCUCUUUCAGCCUCCUACUUAUGCUUUAUGCUAGUGGCUACAAUUUCAGCGAACCCUAACCUAACUGACAAGAAUGAGUGAGUUUCUCCAAGGUUUGUUAACAAAUUUUUAUUCUUUCUAUUACUUCCUAAAUAAUACUUGCAUAUGAUCAUCUCACUUUUAGACAGAAUUAACUGGAAAAAUAUUACAUAAAACCAUCAUAUUUAGAUUUAGAUUUUGCAUAUUUAGGUUUUGCAGCAUCUUGUAUGUCAUAUGUCAAUGACAGGAGAAAAAUAUGAUAUAACCAAUCAGUGUUGUAGGAAAACUUUCCCUUCAAGUUCUCCUACAUUUUUAUUCUUUAUCAUUUCUGUUCUUUUGUUUGACUUUUUUCUUUGGCUCUGAUAAAUUCACCUUAAGCCCAUGUAAUGACUGUCAUAAAACUGCAUAUUUAAAUUAUUUGACUUAUAUGAAACAAUUGUUCAGCUAUCUGGGCAGCUGUUAAUGAAAUAUCUGAGAGUAAUAACACUACUCUUUUAUCUACCUGGAUUACUUUCCCACAAAAAUUUACCUUUGUAAGCUAACUCUAUUAAUCAGGUUUCUAACCUCCAUAACCUAUUUCAGUUAAAAUCAUCUAGUCCAACAAUAAAAAAGACCCAAAACACUGCAGUCAUCAAGGGUGGAAAAUGUAUGACUUGUGUAAAAAAUCUUUACUAACUUUACACUGUACAACAGAUAAAUGUGAUUUUGAUAACAAUUCCACACAAUAAGUAUGGCACAUAGAUUUUAUUAAUAUUGAAUAUAAAAUAUUUUAAUUCUAAAUUAAAAUAAAAUAUAAAUUUGCACAUAUUAAUAUAGAAAUUCAUUUGGUGUAUAUUUAACAUAACUUUAAAACCACUUUACAUUUACCAGCUACUUCAUUAAAGUUUUUUAAAUGUCUGCAAAAAAAUUAGAAAUGUUUUUAAAUUUCAGUAAUAUAACCUAUGUGUUUCAUUUAAGUCCUGCCUUUGUAAAAAAAAAUUUUUUAAUAUACAGUGUAUUUUUAAAUUAAAAUAUUUGAAUAUAAAAUAGUUCUAAGAAAGAAACUAUUUCUCAUUAAGCAAGUUUCUUAUUAUUUCUGGCUUUGAAUUAUACAUAAAUUUAAAUUGCCUUAAAUGACAUAGAAGAUUGGGGAAUACGACAAUUUCACAUUGUAUACUAUGAGCCUGUUCAUAUAAUUCUGAUUGACUACUAACUUUGGUUUAUGUAUUUAUUAAAGAGCUGACACUGUAGUUUGUUGUGAGAUGUUUAUUUUUAUAACAGAGCUUAUAACAGUUAUGACAAGGCAUUUAAUUAAUUCAUCAUUCUGUUUAAAAGUAGGUGUUAACCAAUAUGAAAUUCUAUGUUUUAAAAUAAAAAUGUAAAGAUCUAAGUA